AGGCGCGUGUUGUCUGUCUCUAUGACAACACGUUAUAGCCGGCUUAAGAGAGCGAGCGGAUUAAACACACGCGCAGGUGCACGCAGGAACCUCAGGCUUCCAGGAGGACAGCUGAUGAACACCUCUGAGCACGAGCUACUGCAUAAAGCAGGAGGACACAGCCUCGCCCAGGUACAGUGCAGGGAGAGAUGAGUACAGCCGUGUGCACUAAUACUCAGGAGGAGUAUGAUGACGACUUUGAGAAAGACCUGGACUGGCUGAUCAGCGAGGACGAGGGCAAGGGUGCGGAGCAGGACCCCGAUGAUGAUGAUGAUGAUGAAGAUGAUGAUGGUGAUGAAGAUGUUGAGGCUCAGAUAGACAAAGCGCUGGAUGAAAAUGAGAAGAGAGUGGACGAAGGUAGAGACACACCAAGCAAAGGAGACGAUAGUGGAGCAGAAGAGCAUCGACUGACACCCACCGACGGCGACCGUGUUACCACGGAGACGGCUCUGGCUGAGGAUAACGAGGAUGAAGAAAAUCAAUCUCUCCUGCAGAAGAUUGAACAGGCCAACAGACAGUUGCAGGACCAAGAGGCUCCAGACCAGAUGCGCAGACGCCGUCUGCAGUUCAAAGACACACUGGUGGACCUGGUGGUGCCUGCCCAGAACUACAGCGCCCCCUGCAGGGACCUCGAGGUGGAUGGAGACGUGGCGGAGCAGAUGCUGGAGCUGAAGAUCUCUCCGCAGGAGCAAAGGGAGGGCGGGGACGUUGGUGGGGACAGGCACAGGGAUGGACAGAGAGUGGGAGCGAGGGAAGGGCGCGUGUUGGUCGAACGAGAUGGGAAGUUUGACCUGGUGAGCUACAAGGAGGUAGAGAGCCAAGGCCUACUCCCGCCUUUGCCUGGAUGCCACAGCGACGGUCACCAUGGCUCCCCGCGGACACAAACGGAACCUGUAAAGAGCUCCUCUUUGUCUGUGAAGUCUAGCUUGGCUUUGCAGGCAGGGACCGAGCCACGGCAUGUCCCCCGACCUCCUCUGCCCCGCGGCCGGGUCCGGCCCAACUCUGCCAGCCACACCCAGGGGCCAUCAGGCAGGCAGGGGAUCGGUGGCACGCGGAGGGUCCAGUCGGCCAGCGGAGCUCCGGCUCUCGGCACCUUCACCCUCUCGCCACAACAGAAAGAACUGCUGACCAAGCAGCAGCAGAGGAGACAGAAGCUCGCCCAAGAGGAGGAAGAGCGGAGGCGUGAGGAAGAGGAGCAUAAGCGCGAGGAAAACGAGCUGGCGUUCCGAGCGUGGCUCGCGAAGAAGCGGCUUCAGCUACAGGACGAGAGGAGAGUUCAGAGAGCGCAGCAGAUGGAGUGGCUGAGCUGCAAGAAGGAGUGCUCUGACCCGGAUGAGGCAUUCCGACUCUGGCUGCAGAAGAAACAGGAGCAGCACUUGAAGGAGAGACAGCUGGAGGAGAUGAAGCGGCUGGAGCGCGAUAGCGCGCCCUACCUGCGCACGCCGGAGGAGCGGGACAAAGCGUUUGCUCUGUGGCUGAGGCGGAAGCGGGCGGAGCAGCGGGCGGAGCAGCGCGCUGCUCGAGUGCGCUCCCGCAGGCUGAUGCUGGAAGUGCGGCGCGCCAGGCGAGCGCAGCGCCCGUGGUGCAGUGUGAGCGAGAGCCGACCCUUCCGCUUCGACGACCCCUACAGCUACUGCUUCUGACGUCCAGCGCUUGUCAUGGUUACAGUGACUGAGCACCCACUGUCUCGCCGUGUCCAGGGAUGGAGCUACCGCCAGUGAAUUCCUCCGACUGCAGUCACCGCUGGUUACAGCGUCUGAGCUCCUCCCUUCCCACAGUGUCCAUGGUUUCCGACCACAGGAAUCACUACGAUUACCACUGUUAAGCUUGUCGCGUUCCACAAUCGUCAUAACUACACAUAUUAUUAUUAGUAUUAGUUUUUAUAUAGCGCCUUUCUUAGACUCAAGGACGCUUUACAGACAGAUAUCGUGAAACCGCAGGAAACCCACGCAGACAUGGGGAGAACAUGGAGACUCCCCUCAGAUAGGGCCUCACACGUAAGACCCUAGCACUGAGAGACAAACGUGCUAACCACAGAGCCACCGUGAUGAGCAAUUACAUCAGAAAUAGAACAUCUCUCACAUGUUCCUCCCCAUGUCUCUUAGACAGCACAGAUCACUCUUGUUAGAGGCCUGGGACGUGAACGAAAGAAAAACUCCACUCUUUCAUUCCACAUAUCUUCAUCUCUGUAAAUGUCCUUUUGGACAGAUCAGGUGAUGUCAGACAACAAGGCUGUGCUACAAGACCUCAACACACUUUAACUAAUUUCAAGAGUGGUGAGUUUGUGAAGGAUUUACGUCCAGUGACCACCUUUCUGUCUGAUUACACUGGUGAUGUCACGAGGCUGGCGUCAGAUCUGCAAAGAUCUGAUCCAGAAGCUGAAAUACUCUAUAGCCGUCUGUCUUCUUCUAUCUCUUAGAUACAUCCAGGUGCUCUAGGAAUGAGUAUAGUAUAUUUACUAGUGCGUAUAUUUACUGAGGAGCAGUCACUUGUAUAACUUUAAAUUAUAUUUUUAUUAUAGUAUUGUAGCUUUCACAUAUUCUUGUGUUUGGUAAUUUUAAUAUUUAUCAGAUGACACUCUGAAAUAGUUCAUGUAAUUCAGUGUACUAAUAAGAUCGUUACCUAGAAAGUACUUCUGGAGUUACACUGUUUUCUGUGCUCUGAACGUGUGUGGAAAUUGUACGUGUUAUUAAGUAAUUAAUAUAAUAUUAAAAUUAACAUAAAGCUCCAUAUAUACCAGCCAAACGUCGCCUAGGUAGCCUUUAUAAUGGUUGGUUCUGGCACGUUUGAAAGGAAGACAGGACCUCACAAUAGCGAUGAUCUCAAUGUGUAGUCCCAUCUGCCGAAAAACUUCAUUACCCAG
Electrophorus electricus (electric eel) is the source of this 2902-nucleotide messenger RNA. It is a transcript of the gene ccdc181, whose product is annotated as coiled-coil domain containing 181. The record is from RefSeq and is a predicted model, not a curated record. NCBI's taxonomy places the organism in Eukaryota, Metazoa, Chordata, Actinopteri, Gymnotiformes, Gymnotidae. Gene Ontology annotation, molecular function: microtubule binding.